GAAUGUUCUUGUUGAAUUCGUUGAAUCAUUUUAUAGCAUAGUACGAAUACGUGAAAAAAAAUCAAUUCUAAAGUGAUUUUAUUUGAAAAAUAAGUUAGUAAUUUUCAGUAAUCGAUUUUUUCAAUUCAACUAAAAUCAAUGAAAAUUUGAAGAAGAAUUUGCGAAAGCUACACACGAACCAAAUUGUACGUAAAAUCCAGAGUCAAUGGAGUUGGAUUUUACGUGAACCACUUUCACUACCUUGAAUGGCCGGACCACGGAGUGCCAUCGAAAGAAUCGUUUCUUAAUUUUUAACGUGUUGUACGUGAGUACUACAAUAGAUUUGAAUUUAAAUCACGGAUGGUCGUCCAUUGUAUUGCGGGGGUAGAACGUACUGGUACUUAUAUCAUGGUGGAUAGUAGAAAGGAGAAUCCCAAGGAGAUGUCUGUUGCUGAACAUUUGCAAAUGGUUGGGUGUCAACGUGCGUUUGCGGUUACAUCGCUUGAACAAUAUAAUUUUAUUAAAGACGUUGCAGGACAAUAAUUUAUUCGUUCAAUCCUUUUUUUCAAAUAUGCGCACCAGGCAAUUAUGAUUUCCAAAUAUAAUCAAUGAGCAUAGAUGAAGUACAAGAAAAAUAUCAAGUAUUGUGUUCCUUUUUAAAAUAAAUCUUUUCUAUCGAAUAUCGCAAUGUCACAAAAAAUUGAUAAUAAAUAUAACACUGAAUGUUUAUUUUAUUAUUUUAUUUUAUUUUAUUAAACACCGCCAAGCUCUGGCUGAAUAUAAUGUGGGUUCUGAUUGAGGUUUGGCCGGAAAAGAGUGCAAGACUGUUACAUAUUUAAAAUAAUAAACAAUUAGUAGCAAUAGGUUUCGAUAACUAUCAGUUCUCGCCUCGUUAAAAACCUGGCUCUUUUCGUACAUCAUGCGGUAUUCACAAUAGUAGGAACAUGAAAACGAAAACAGUCAUACAACCAAGAUGGAAAUGCUUGAUAUUAGUCUAUAGUAAACGGUCCAGGAUAACCUUUGGUAAACGUUUCCAAAGGGACAAAGGCUAUGUGAAGCGUUAACUGUUACGCGUUAAAUUUAGACUUUGAGACUGCAAAAGUCGUCACUUAAUUUAUCCGAUAGAUAAAUUGAUGAGAAGUUUUACGUCGGUUAAGGCAGAUCCAUGUUGAUUGCAGAGUGCAUUGAGUUGACAUGGACCAUGAUUUGAAACGUAACUAGAUAAUUUGAUGCUAAAUGGUAAAUAAUUCAAAAUUGACUUGAAAGAUAAGAAUAUUAACUUGCCAACUUCGUGGCUACAAAAAAGCACAAAAUCAAAAUAAAAAUUUACAAUAAAUAAUGUAAACAUCACAGAUAAGUAUCAUCUUUUCAAUACACAUAAAAGAAUGUAUGGAAAAAUUCGUCAGUCUUUAAAUAUUGAUUAUGCUGUGUGAUCCGUGUGAGAUGAGUUGAAUUGCACGUGGGUGGUUGGAACCUGGGACAGCCCCGCUCAUGUUUGUUGCAAUCAGAAGCAACCCAAAUGGCACCCGGGCAGUAUGCUUUGUCCUUGAUGAAUUCGUCCGCUUUGGAUCAUAGAUCGGGUUUGUUGGCAACAUAAAAAUCGCAAUUUCAUCAUUAAUGUGGGCAGUAUCAAGGUGUUCUCGUGGAGAACAUAUACAAAAAAUGAGGUUACCUGGAUGAAAAAUUGACUGGGUGGCCAGGUAGUCAUUUGAGUUUGCAUAGCGAUCCAAAAGUGGUGUCCGUCAUUUUGCGAACCGAUGAUGCAAAAUUUUUCUUGGAGGUCGCUGCUGUAAAACACGAUCUGUAAAGACGGAGGUCGCUGCUGUAUCUCGUUGGAGAAUCAAUUUCAGCAUUUUUUUUCAGAACAAAACGUAUUUGAGGGGAAAAUUUCAUCAGUGAUAAUUCUAUUCCUCAAACCAUUUAUAUUGUGACCGGUGAAUCAUAUGUGCACGCAAAAAAAUUUCUUGUAAUCUUAGAAUUUAUUGUUUUGUUAUUUCCUUUUCAAUGUGCAUCAAAUAGCUUAUUCAUUGUGUUUGAAUUAAAAACUUUGUGUUCCAUUCAUUUAAUCAUAAAUUUUCUUCAGCUUGGCCCUUGCAAUUUUUCAAAUUCAUAAAGAAUCGUGGAAAUUUCCAUUCACACAAUCACUCGUAUGACCAACGCCCAAAUGACUUUUAAAAUCGUCAAAGUCAAAUUCCAUCACAACAGGUCCAAAAUGCAAAUCCGGAGAACAACUUAGCUUUGAAUACAGAUGUAGUAAUGCGUACAGCUUAAACUCGUAGAAAUUAUCAUAAUGAGAUGAGUUGUUUACUUCAUGUACUAUACAUAACGCACGACUUCGUGCCCUAUACAAAAACACACCAACAGUACUAUUUGGAAAAAAUAAGACGUAAACAACUGACUUUAUAUCAAUUGUACAGCUUGAUGACAUAAUCGCUGCUAGGCUUCAUAUUUCGACGAUGAAUUACCUAUAAAAAGCCUUGUUCUGAGCAAACAUAAAUCAGUUUUCAUUAUUCGUCGCUACAGCUAAGAUGAAGGCAAUUACUUUAACAGUGUUGGGCUUGAUCCUUGUAUUGUUAUUAUUGAAAAAUGUAACAUAUGCAAAGGAACAUACAGCGGAGGUCUACUUAACAGCUCCGCUAACACAGUGUACAUUACAGUGUAAUCAGGGGUAUCAUAUCGUGGUUAAAAAGGGUACUUUGUAUCAUAAUGGUAGGAAGCUUGACGAAAAUGCACGGUAUCCGCCAAAGAUGGCGUGUGAUUUGGAACAAAGUUGCAACUUUAGACUUACAUCAGAAACAUAUAAUUAUAUGAAUCCAGCCCCACCAACUGGUUCCCAACUUACUAUUAAAUACGAUUGUAAAGAAGAUAAGUUCCAAGGAAAUCCAAGAAGGAUAACAGACUAUACAAAAUUUCAAAAUUGCCCGCAAGACUCCUUUGUUCAGAAACACGUUGCUUAUUUUAACGAUAGAAAUAUCGCCCCUAAUAUCGAUACACCAGAGGCACAAAGGGAAAGGGAAUUGAUUGCCAUGAGCGUCUGUGCUCAAAUCAGACGUUUUAGGCAAAACAACCCACCAGAACUGCAAAUCGAUCCACAUCGUGGCACAGUGUUUUUGAUAUAUGAUAAUAAAUCAGGUAGAAAUGAUUUCAUGCCGAGUCCAGGUGAAAACAAUAAAUGUCAACUCAAGGGGGAUGCUCUUGCCAAUUCAUUCAAGUAUAAUUGCCAGAGAGACGCCAAUAAAUGGACAUGUACUUUUGAGGGCAAGGGAAGUGACGUGGCUAAACAUAACAAAAAUGAUAGUCAUUUAGGAUGAUUAUCAUAUCCAGGAACCAAGGCUCGAACGGGAACCGAAACCGCAACCGAAACCGGAAUUCAUCUCUAGAAAAAACCAAUGUUAAAUAUACUUUUAUCAAAUUCGUAAUAAAAAAUGUUAAUACCGCGG
Molecule: messenger RNA, 3419 nt
Organism: Sitodiplosis mosellana (orange wheat blossom midge)
Lineage: Eukaryota; Metazoa; Arthropoda; Insecta; Diptera; Cecidomyiidae
Exons: 2
Coding region: 2508-3290 (260 amino acids)
Source: RefSeq, a predicted model, not a curated record